GGGUGCGAGACUCCACGCAGCAUUCAGCAUGUGUGCGUUUGGUUUCGCUCGUUUUCGCGCUGAUGGCGACGUGCGCUUUCCGCUUACCGCGAGCGUUGUGUCGGGUGAAACGAGCUGACCUGUGUGCGCGCCUUAUCGUGAGUCCGUAAAUGACCAACUCGACUAAAACUUCUUUCAAAACAUGCAAGACGACGAGAUUGUAGUCUCGGAAGUCCACGUCGACUCCGACAAUAUCGUCAAGAACGACAACGACCCGCUGCUCGAUCUGAUGCCCGAAGCUUUGAGGAGGCGGCUACAAGUUGCUCAAUCACGGCUGCCCGUCAAGUGGGAUGUGGACAUCAAAGUGGUUGACCCUGGUCACUUGACGUUGGACGAAGAUGGAGACCUUGAAUUGUCUAGGGCUCGUCGGAGCGCACAAGUACUCUUAGAUCACUGCCCUGCGACAACGUUGCCCACUGUCGGACUACAGGUGUGGAAGGCCGCGUUGGUGAUGUCGGACUUUUUGCUGCACCGCGGCAGGGAGCUCUUGCAGGGAAAAGGGGUCGUCGAACUGGGAAGUGGCGUCGGACUGUGCGGCAUUGUGGCCGCCGCGUUCGCUGACUACGUCUUCUGUUCUGAUGCCUGGGAUGAAGUUCUACAUCUGUGUCAAAGAAACCUGGACCAGAACGAAGACUUCUAUGACGCUCUCGACGUGAAGCAGUGCCCUACGAGGGUAAGGUGUUUGGAUUGGACAAAAGGGCCGCCACAAAUGCAAACUCCAGAAGGUGCUUUUGCCUGGUCUGCGGAAGACUUGGACGACUUUGAGAAAACGGGAAUCUUUCUGGCCGCUGACGUGGUGUACGAUGACCACCUGACCGACUGCCUCUUCGAACUGCUGCUCAAGACCGUCACCAGGGGUAACCAGACGGUCUACAUUUCCCUGGAAAAGAGGGUGAAUUUUACUCUAGAGGACCUUGAUGCUGCGAGUCCAUCUCACAUCCACUUCGUGCAGUGGUUGAAAAAAUUGGAAGAGCUUGGCUGGAAAGUUUGCGUCGUCAACCUUUCGAGCGUGCCGCAGUACUUUGGCAGCUACAGCAGAGACUCGUAUUUGGAACUGUGGGAGCUGAGACCAUGCUGACUAUCAAGAAAAGAUCCUGAGAGCUCCACUCGGCCCAUGAGCACACGGCAGGGUCAAUGCACUCCCGAGCAUUGCAUUUUCAGUUGCUAUUUGGAGCUGCUUUCAAACAACUUUCCACCCAUGGCAGUAUAUUACGUCAGUUGUUCAGAGCUUCUGUACUGUCGUAGAAAAGAUGUAAACAAGAACAAGUCAGGACUAACCAAAAUGUGUUUUUUACUGGCUUCACUAUUUUCUGUGAUGCAAGUGUGAUUUUGGUUUUGCUUGUAUGCUGCUCUGCAUAACGUGUUAUGCGGAGCAGCACCACUCGAUGCCACAACACACCUUUGCUAUUGAGUUUGCCGCCGAUUACGCCUAUUUUCAUAGUUUUCGGAGCUUGCUUUGGUUAAUACAAUUUUUGGAUGAUAUGUUUUAUUUUCCGGUUCCCGUGAAGAUUGUAUCAACGAGAGACUCCAUUGUAUGUGUACGAGCACUAUUUAUUAAAAUGCAACAACUCAAGCUCG
Molecule: messenger RNA, 1617 nt
Organism: Dermacentor andersoni
Lineage: Eukaryota; Metazoa; Arthropoda; Arachnida; Ixodida; Ixodidae
Product: methyltransferase-like protein 22
Biological process (GO): protein methylation
Cellular component (GO): nucleus
Molecular function (GO): protein methyltransferase activity
Source: RefSeq, a predicted model, not a curated record